GCUUCAGUUAGUGAACCGCUCUCACGCCUGCCACUUAUUGAUUGUAAGCCGCGACUUACCGACUGUUGGAAUUACUGAAGCAUCGGUAAGCACCAGUUCGUGAACCGGUGUUUUCACCUCUGGCAAUAUCUCAAUAAAAGCAGUAAACAUGCCUCCGAAGUUGUCCAAGCGCGCUUCUACAUCACAGACUACACCCAAACCAAAGCGCAAAAGUGGUCAGAAGAAAGCCUCUCCAAAUGUCUCAUGGCCCAGUCGGCUUAGCGAGCUCGAUGGAAACCGUCUGAACAAGGCAACUAGAAAACUGCUUAAGGGGUGUUUGGAAACCACAAGGCCUCCGCUGAUCAACUUACCGACACUCGUUGAAAAAAGCAACUCCUUUCCGCUAAAGUUCCCCGUUAACACGGUGCGCAUUUCAGAACUUCAGAAGCGGAUCCCAAAAGCGACUCUUGAGCGUAACGCCAACUCGGUCUAUCCCUUGAUUCAUGAGGACAUGCUGCCACUUAUUGCUGACUGGUUGAAACAUAAGCGGGAAAGAGGAAGCACGGUCGAAAAAAACCUCUAUCGAAAUGUGGGACUGAUCGAGCUGGUCCAGCGGCUCCUCGAGCGCAGAGCAGUCUGCUUCAUGAGCCGGAAGGACAAGUUCAAGACCUUCGAGGUGGCGCUGGGAUUCGGCGGGUGGGAGCAGAUCGGUACUGACAAGGAAAAACCCCCUUUGGUGUUGGAAAAAUACCUCUCCUAUGAUGAAGUCAAGUUGUCAGCAAUGCUAACGAUGUCGUCGCAUACGGAGUUCAUCAAUGAUGGAUCACGAAAAAACAUGGGAAUCCUGGUAAAUAACCCCAGCGAAGUUGAGCCAAGGGGCGUUAUUGUAGGCGUAGUGGGUUCAAGGUUCCAAAGACCCGGUUUCAUGGAGUACCAAGACAUUGCAGUUGCGCCAGAUCAGAACACUGUUGAAAACGGAUACGGCGCCACUGCUCCGUCACAAGACAAGAAUUCAACUGAUCUUCAGGAACUACGCCGAGUCUGGGCACAAUUUUAUGGAGAGUCCCAUUUGCCUCUUUACGAAGAGGUUACUCAGCGCCUUGAAAGGACACCAACUGACCCGAAGUAUGUCUCUGUCGGACAGAAGUACAUCUUCGACGAGGAAAAUUACCUCAAACGGACAAUUAUCACUGCCGAAAUUAUUCUCCUCGAGGCAAACGCACGUGCCAAUGAACUUAAAACCACUGCCUACAUUCACGUCGUUGGAUUCGGUUUAGGUGUUUGGAAGGCCUUGCCCGAGCAAGAAGUCUACUUUAUGAAGGCUUUCGAAAUUGCAAUGAAUAGAUUGAUGAAAAAGAUUCCGCUUGUCAGCGACGUGAUGUUUGCUUACUUGAAGAACGAAACUAACUGCGGCGGAGUGGAAAACGGUAGCAACUUUGGGCAUAUAAAGAUUCACUUUGGGAAGCGAGAACCACACACAGUUAUCAAUGAGAAGAAACUAAUCGUUGUAACCUACGCCUGGGAUGGAAACGCUUUGCCAGGUAACGAAUUCUGGAUGGGAAAGUUGGCCACGAGUGGAGAUCCCGCGGCCGCGUGUAGCACCCAAAUCGCAGAACUCCACAACGUCAGUAUAAAUCCGCUCGCUUCUGCGGCUAAUCUUCAUAUCGCUUCAGUGGAAUUCGGUAUCCAGCAUGUGGCUGACUAUGCUAAACUGAGACUGGCUAAUGCCAGUGAGUAACCAAUGGGUUGGAGAGUGAUAAGAGAUUAGCGGACCAAUCGUUUUACAUAAAUUAAAACUGGAUCGUUAUAAAAAUACCAACGCUCUUCAAAUUUGUUCCAAACUGUUGCCGUGACAGAUGCAUAUUCAAUAGACAUUGUCUUGUACAGGUUUUUCUGAUCAGCAUGGUCGGCUUUUAUUUUGUUACAUGGAAUUGUUAUAGCUUUUGACAGAUAAGUAAAAUAAUUGUACUAUUGGAUUCGACUAUGCUGGACUAGUAUAUUUUACACCACCAAACACCAUUGUCCAGCAAUUCACGCUUGGUGAAAACCAAGUUGUAGUCAAGUUUCCCUGAACUGCUAAUGGUACAUAUAGAACUAGCAGGUCAAUGUGCGUUCUGGAGUGUCAUCAACUGUCAUUAUACCCACAUUUACUCACGUUUUGCCACCUUCCUUCCAUCCAUGUCAUCUUUUUAUAUUUAUAAACAAUCUAAAGUACUCGUAGUUACCGACUAACACUCACGAAUUCAUAGAAACACCGACUACCGAUACUUGAGCCAACUAUUCGCCCCACCAACUGGUAACAAGAUUUUUCACAAUAAGUCGAGAGCAUUGUAGGAAAAAUCGAAAAUACAAAUAUGCCAAGGAAUACUUUCCAGUGUUUCAAAAAAAAAUGAGACCACGUUCACCAGGAUAAUUAUGACCGCCUGAAUUACUGUGUGAGCACGAUCGAAUUACUCGCAGCAAAAUUAACCAAAUCUUAGGUAUGUACCAUAUGCAUUUAUAGGUAAGUAUACACAUUUAUUUAGAUACAUAAACUUUAUACAAAAAUCCAACGUAGAAAGUUGAUUUCAACAACGUUAUCAUAUUAUAGUUACAUUUAAAUUAUUGUGUAUUCCUGUAUUUCUGUUCUUUGAAUUAUAUUUCUACACGAAAUUUGCCAAUCAGCCUAUUUUACACAUCUUCUGCGAUAAUUAUAGGAAAACAUAAGUAUACAUCUAUAUGUAUGUAUCUAUAAUAUUUAUAAAAUUCUUCUUGUCUUCGUAGGAUGCCACAAUGAACUUUUUAAUUACUUAUUUUUAUUUUGGCGACAAAAAAUUCAUAGAAUAUUCGAAAUGGAGCAGUAGAAGGCUUAACUUUUCAGCGUAGGUCACACGUACGAAGAGGAACAACUUAUAAGCGCG
Messenger RNA from Neodiprion virginianus, 2879 nucleotides. RefSeq lists its product as uncharacterized. The record is from RefSeq and is a predicted model, not a curated record. The transcript is spliced from 9 exons. NCBI's taxonomy places the organism in Eukaryota, Metazoa, Arthropoda, Insecta, Hymenoptera, Diprionidae. Bases 149 to 1717 code for a protein of 522 amino acids.